Molecule: messenger RNA, 1443 nt
Organism: Astyanax mexicanus (Mexican tetra)
Lineage: Eukaryota; Metazoa; Chordata; Actinopteri; Characiformes; Acestrorhamphidae
Product: pancreatic triacylglycerol lipase
Exons: 12
Coding region: 1-1398 (465 amino acids)
Biological process (GO): lipid metabolic process
Molecular function (GO): triacylglycerol lipase activity; protein binding
Source: RefSeq, a predicted model, not a curated record
AUGUGGCUGAUUUGGAUCGCACUAGUGAGCACCCUUGCAGGGGCUGCAUAUGGAGCGGAGGUGUGUUACGGAAGCCUCGGCUGCUUCUCUGAUGACUACCCUUGGAGUGGAAGCUUUGAGAGACCCAUCGCCCGCUUGCCAUGGAGUCCCUCUUCUAUCAACACUCGCUUUCUUCUCUUCACACGUGACAAUCCUUCUAACUACCAGGUAAUCAGUGCAAGCCAGAGUUCCAUUUCUGGAUCAAAAUAUCAAUCGUACAGGAAGACUCGCUUCGUUAUCCACGGAUACAUUGAUAAAGGAGAUGAGAACUGGCUCCUGGAUAUGUGCAAGACCAUGCUGACUGUUGAGGAUGUAAACUGUAUCUGUGUGGACUGGAAGACCGGUGGGCGUACACUCUACACACAGGCAGCCAAUAACAUCCGAGUGGUCGGAGCUCAGGUGGCUGAAUUGGUCGCUGUCUUCAGGGACAACUUCGGUCAGAGUCCUGAUAACGUUCAUCUCAUCGGACACAGUCUGGGUGCACACUGUGCUGGAGAGGCUGGUCGAAGGACUCCAGGCCUGGGCAGAAUUACAGGCUUGGACCCUGCUGAGCCCUAUUUCCAGGGCUGUCCUGAGCUGGUGAGACUGGACCCCUCUGAUGCCCGCUUUGUUGAUGCCAUUCACACAGAUGGUCUCCCAAUGGUCCCUUACCUUGGCUUUGGAAUGUCUGAUCCUGUUGGGCACGUUGAUUUCUAUCCAAAUGGAGGAGAUGAAAUGCCUGGCUGUGACAAGAACUUAAUCUCUCAAAUUGUGGACAUUGACGGCAUUUGGGAAGGUACCCGCGACUUUGCUGCCUGCAACCAUCUCAGAGCCUACAAGUACUACAGUGACACCAUUGUAACCCCCUCUGGCUUCCUGGGAUACCCUUGCAAUAACAACAAACUGUUCCAGUCUGGAGAUUGUUUCCCUUGUGCUGAUGGUGCAUGCGCUACCAUGGGUCACUUUGCUGACACAUACAAAGGUUCAUCAAACCAGAAGUUCUUUCUGAACACAGCCGAUUCUAAACCCUACCCACGUUGGCGCUACAAGGUGACUGUCACUAUUGAUGGCUCUCGCACCAACACAGGAUACUUCAACGUGGCACUGUAUACCUCUUCUGAAAACACUCGCCAGUAUCAGAUUUACAGUGGUACUAUGACUCCUGGUAAGACCUAUGAGCUUCCCAUCGAUGUCGAAAAGGAUGUGGGGGAUGUGACCUAUGUGAAGUUCCUGUGGAACAACAAUGUAAUCAACCCUCUGCUGCCCACCUUCGGCGCAACUCAGAUAACUGUGCAGAGAGGACGGGAUCGCAGAGUGUUCAAAUUCUGUGGAAAGGACCAGGUCAGAGAGAACAUCCUCCAGACACUGACUGCUUGCUAAAUAUGCAGAAGUAUUCAAUAAAUUCUUAACAUUGACUCAUUCAAA